This is a messenger RNA of Pelobates cultripes (western spadefoot toad), 456 nucleotides long. The record is from the annotation of a GenBank genome assembly. Lineage: Eukaryota; Metazoa; Chordata; Amphibia; Anura; Pelobatidae.
AUGUUUGAUUGGGCCAAAGAUGUAAAUAUUUUUGGCCGCAAAUUGGCCUUGCAUGCUUUGCAUGAAAAAAUUAACUUCAAGAAGCUCAAAGAUUUAGGUCUUUCUCCUGAAGACCUCGAAAUGUACAAACUUCUUACAGAUUUACACUCAGAACAAGAAGGCUUUGAAUCUUUGACUAGUCUUAAACCACCGAGUUGGUUUACCCCGAAUUUAAAAGAAUCCCCCUGCAUUGACCUGUUUGUUCAGAUUUGUACAAAUGAAUUAGAAGGCCAAAUUCCCCAACAGACUUUUAAAUCCAACCUCAAAACAGACGAUCAACAAGCUCUGCAUGAGCCACGUCUGGCCCCUGAGGUCGUAAUUAAGUCAUCAGACAAAGGAGGGAAUAUUGUCCUGAUGCAGAGGGACCAAUACGUUGACAUGUGCAUGCAACAUUUGACAGAUGCGACAGCAUAUCAG